Messenger RNA from Durio zibethinus, 2067 nucleotides. Lineage: Eukaryota; Viridiplantae; Streptophyta; Magnoliopsida; Malvales; Malvaceae. The record is from RefSeq and is a predicted model, not a curated record.
AUGAGGGGGUUCACUCGGAACUCCCUCCCUCUCUCCCCUUGCCGCGUCGUCGCCGCCGCGGAAAAAACAAAAACAGGCGUGAAAAUGCCUUGGAUGACACUAUUAUAUGUUGCAUUUCUCUUUAUCCCUUUAAGAAUUCAGCUUUGUUAUGGCGAUCUUGCGGAUGACUAUAGUGAUGAUGAGCCAGCCCCGGCGCCGCCGCCGGGGCAAGACAAUUGUAAUGGUGUAUUCUUGAGCUACGCUUUCACGUCAAGGUCUAAAGAAUAUCCUCACGUAAAGAACGUUACAGCUCAAUCCUGGGCAUUUAACUCCAUUGCCACAAUAGUCAAUUCUGGGACGGAGGAGGUAAAGGGAUGGAAGAUGUUUGUAGGGUUUCAGCAUAAAGAGAUAUUGGUGUCGGCAAGCAGCGCCAUCAUUGUAGACGGUAGCGGAGAUUUUCCAGUGGCGGUUGGGAAUGGAACAACCUUAGCAGGGUACCCCAUGACAGACCUCAAGACCUCCAUCGAUACUGCUGGGGAUUAUAACCAGAUUGCGGUGCAGGUUCAGUUCGCCGGUACGAUGUUCGGGAUGAAAGAGAAGGCGAUUCCGAUGCCGAAGACGAUUAGGCUGGCAAACGAUGGAUGGAAUUGCCCUAAGCCUACUAAAGAUCCUACCUACAUGCAUGUAUGUUGCAAAAAGAAUCCCAAAUUCAAGGCCAAGUCUCCCAAAGGCAAGUACUUGCCUAAGCAAUAUGGAGACCUCAACUUCAUGUAUGAUGUUCUUAAAGCAUAUGAAGGUAGCUAUGAGGCCCAAGUCACCAUGGACAACAACAACCCCUUAGGCCGCCUUGAUCAUUGGAACUUGACUUGGGAAUGGAUAAGAGGAGAGUUCAUUUACUCCAUGAAAGGAGCUUACACUCACAGGAUCGAUUACUCUGAUUGUAUUUAUGGCUUGGCUGGCCAAUUCCUCUCAGGCUUGGAUUUCACUCAAGUCAUGAAUUGCCAAAAAAAGCCUGUGAUUGCUGAUUUGCCGGCGGAUAGAGCAAACGAUACCAAGAUUGGAAAAAUACCUUAUUGUUGCAGAAAUGGGACUCUCUUGCCACCAUUGAUGGAUGAAAGCAAAGCAAGAUCAAUUUUCCAAUUAAGGGUCUAUAAAUUGCCCCCUGAUACAGCCAAAACUGUUUUGUAUCCUCCACAAAGAUGGAAUAUUACUGGGUUACUCAAUCCUCAGUACAAAUGUAGUGCUCCAAUUAGAGUAGAUCCAACAGAAUUUCCUGACCCAAGUGGGCUUCAGGCUACAACAAGUGCUAUUGCAAGUUGGCAAGUUGUUUGCAACAUUACCAAGCCAGAAAAGAAGAAAACUAAGUGCUGUGUUUCAUUCUCAGCUUACUACAAUGAUUCCGCCAUCCCAUGCAGCACCUGUGCUUGUGGCUGUGACGAUAUUGAUACAGAUACUUGCAAUCCCAAUGGGCGUUCAAUGCUUCUACCUGCAGAUGCUCUACUUGUUCCUUUUGAAAACAGGACAGCAAAAGCCAAAGCCUUUGCCCAUCUCAAGCACAGGACUGUUCCGAAAAAGUUGCCUUGCCCGGACAAUUGUGGAGUUAGUAUAAAUUGGCAUCUGAACUCUGAUUACAAGACGGGAUGGACAGCUCGGAUCACCCUGUUUAAUUGGGGAGAUACUCCAUUUGAGGACUGGUUCACUGCUGUUGAAAUGAAAGAGGCUUUCCCUGGUUAUGAAAAUGUCUAUUCGUUUAACGGAACAAAGCUGAAAUCAGUUAAGAACGCCAUUUUCUUCCAGGGUUUGCCAGGUUUGAAUUACUUGGUGGCAGAGACAAAUGGGACUAAACCAGAUGAUCCGAGAAUUCCUGGAAAGCAACAAUCUGUUAUUUCAUUCACAAAGAAACAAACACCAAGAAUAAACGUUCGACUUGGCGAUGGAUUUCCUUCGAAGGUGUUCUUCAAUGGCGAAGAAUGUGCACUUCCUGAUGGUUUUCCUCGGAGUGCAGGGCACAGCUCUCGAGUUUCCUUCACGGCUGUUAUCUUCAUAGCUAUCAUGACUUCCUUGCUGAUGACAGACCGUCUCCAUUGA